ACAUGUAAUAUUUCUUCCGACAUACAGAAGUUACAUGGUUGAAAUGUCAGAGAUUAUCUCCGUUAUCUAAAAUUGAUAAAUCUGAUCAAACGAGGAACCCUUUGUUCUUAAUCAAUCAGUUCAUUUUUCUUUUAUUCUCUAUACUCAAAAAUAGUUUUUAGUGAUGUGGUUUCUGAUUACAAAAUCAGGUAAAUUCUACAUUCAGUGCAAAUAACUUUUGUGAGAAUAUUGGAGUUCUAAUUUUAAUAAUUAUUUCUUUUUAAAUGAAUCGGUUUUGGUGAUAAUGUAAUUAAAUAUGACAGCUAAUAACCCGAAAGUAGUUUUCAAGAUUUUGAUUCUUGGAGAUGCAAUGGUUGGAAAAAGUUGUCUCCUUCAAAGGUAUGCUGACGAUAGGUUUUCAGAGAAUGUUCCUCCUACUAUCGGUGUGGACUACAGACCAGUAUAUCGCGAAUUCAGGGGACAACUUACCAAAUUAAUGAUCUGGGACACGGCUGGCCAAGAGAAGUUUAAAUCUAUCACUAAAUCGUUUUACCACGGGGCGCACGGAGCGAUUAUUGUGUAUGAUGUGACGCAGAAGCAUACACUCUACGCCCUCCCGAAAUGGACUCAAGAAUUGAAGCAUAUUUGCGGACAUUUACCCAUUGUCAUUGUGGGCAAUAAAUGGGAUUCAAAAUCCAGUGAUAAGCUGACAGAAGAAGAAAUACAGCCAUUCAUCUACGAGUUGGGUUACGCCAAUAAUCAUUUCCUCAUCAGCGCCAAAACUGGAGGGAAUGUCGCCACGGCCUUUGAAACAUUAACGGAGGCUCUUAUGGACAACCACCAAAUAUACAGUUCAACCGAUGAGUUCAGAAUAAGUCUAAAUCAGCAAAAGAAAUCUGGCGGAUGCUGCUGAUUAUAGAAAUCAGCUUUUCCGAUCAAUCGUGCUUUGUGUGACAAACAAUUCAUUUCAUCAUUAACAGUAUUUCACUUUCAUUUAUUUAUUUAUUGAUGGUCAUCAAUUUAUUAAAUGAGAAAAAAAGAAUCAAGCCAUUUUGAGAUUCUGAAAUUAUAUGAUUAUAAUUGCGAUUGUGUUUUUCUUUUUCCUAAUAAAAUAUAUCUGAUGCAUAAAA
Molecule: messenger RNA, 1109 nt
Organism: Parasteatoda tepidariorum (common house spider)
Lineage: Eukaryota; Metazoa; Arthropoda; Arachnida; Araneae; Theridiidae
Molecular function (GO): GTPase activity; GTP binding
Source: RefSeq, a predicted model, not a curated record